Molecule: messenger RNA, 1364 nt
Organism: Salarias fasciatus (jewelled blenny)
Lineage: Eukaryota; Metazoa; Chordata; Actinopteri; Blenniiformes; Blenniidae
Product: ras-related protein Rab-15-like
Exons: 7
Coding region: 78-704 (208 amino acids)
Molecular function (GO): GTP binding; GTPase activity
Source: RefSeq, a predicted model, not a curated record
CAUCAGCAGCGCAGCGAGAAGCCGCGGGCUGCAGCUAUGUUCACUUUAGUCUAGUUUUAUUAUUUUGCUCAGUUAUUAUGGCCAAACAGUACGAUAUUCUGUUCCGGCUGCUGCUGCUGGGAGACUCCGGGGUGGGGAAGACGUGCAUGCUGAGGAGGUUCACGGACAGCGAGUUUGACCCUUCACAUAUUUCCACCAUCGGAGUGGAUUUCAAGAUGAAAACAGUGGAGAUAGACGGAGUGAAGGUUCGGGUGCAGAUCUGGGACACAGCUGGUCAGGAGCGCUAUCAGACCAUUACCAAACAGUACUACAGACGUGCACAGGGAAUCAUCUUUGUAUACGACAUCACAAGCGAGCCGUCCUUCCAGCACAUAGCGAAGUGGGCCAGCGACGUGGACGAGUAUGCCCCAGACAAGGUGCAGACAAUCUUGGUAGGAAACAAGUCUGAUGAGGAGAUCCGGAGGCAGGUCACAAAGGAACAAGGAAGCAAGCUAGCAAAAGCCUAUGGAAUGGAGUUUUUUGAAACCAGCGCCUCCACCAGCAACAACAUCAGCGAGUCUUUCAUACGGGUGACCGAACUGGUGCUGCAGGCUCACAAAAGAGACGUGGACACCCUGCUAGGCUCUCUGGACGACUACCUGGAGAGGGUGGCGUUAGAGGAAGACAAGCGUGCUGCCGAUUCUCAGAGGGCCUGCGUCUGUUAGAAACAGCUCAAUUCCACACUGCAGAGAUACUUUUGCUUGCAGGUCAAGAAGUUGUUGGUUUAGUCCCAUAAAUCUAUGGAAAUGCAGUUAGCAGCAGCAACCAGUAGGGGGCCAGUCUGUCCUGUUCACUGCAGACACCAGUGCAGUCUCACUUCCCUCAAACCUCUCAGCAGCACACACUCCUCAUUGCCUUCAAAAUGCAGAUUUGCACAAUUUGUGGCUGGAAAUAAUGUACUGUAUCCCCAGCACUUUUUAGAAUUCAGUUAAGUAUGCAAAGCAGGCACAUCCAGUGAUCUUUUCCCGAAUCAAAGAUGCAAACUACUAAGUAUCCAGAGGAAAAGCUGAAUUAUUUACAUGCAGAAACUGUAACCAGGCAGGGGCAGAUUAAUUUACACAAUGCACUUAAUUGAUCAAGGAAGACAGUGUUGUGCCAUGUUCAGUGAUCCCUAUGAAUUCAGCAUGUUCUUAGUUCUUGUCCUGAAUGUAUGAAUGUUGCUGGUCAUUCUUAUUGUUGAUGCUGAAAAUGUUACAUUCAGGUUCUGCUGACGUGCCACAUCAAAUGCAAUUGCAAGUUGUUGCAAACAAUUAUGAAGUAAUCUAAAGAAUGCAUGAAUAAAUUAAAGGUUUUAUAUUGAAAACAAAUGAAUUGGAUGUCUGAAG